This is a messenger RNA of Hippocampus comes (tiger tail seahorse), 554 nucleotides long. Its product is annotated as solute carrier family 35 member F5-like. NCBI's taxonomy places the organism in Eukaryota, Metazoa, Chordata, Actinopteri, Syngnathiformes, Syngnathidae. The coding region runs from base 125 to 514 and encodes 129 amino acids. The transcript is spliced from 4 exons. The record is from RefSeq and is a predicted model, not a curated record. Gene Ontology annotation, cellular component: membrane.
GUGGGUCGGAGUGCGUUUGGCAGAGUUGAUCCAACCAACGGGGGUCUCCUUUUUCACGCAGAGUGAACCACUGUACGUGCCCGUCAAGUUUCAGGACGUCCCCGCCGAUCCGGCCAACUGUUUGAUGGACACCGAUUGCGAACCCGCGGCUUGUAAAAAGCAGCGGGUGCGUUUUAGCAACAUCAUGGAGGUGCGCCAGCUGCCCUCCACGCAAGCCCUGGAGGCCAAACUGUCCCGCAUGUCCUACCCGGCCGCCAAGGACCACGAGGCCAUGAUGCGCACGGUGGGCAAGCUGACCAUCGCCGACGUGGCCAAGAUCAGCUUCUUUUUCUGCUUUGUGUGGUUCCUGGCCAACCUGUCCUAUCAGGAAGCGCUCUCCGACAGACAAGUGGCCAUUGUCAACAUUUUGUCGUCCACGUCAGGCAUGUUCACGCUCAUCCUGGCCGCCAUCUUUCCCAGUAACAGCAGCGACCGCUUCACUUUGUCCAAGUUGUUUGCAGUGGCGCUCAGGUGAGACAUGUGGCAAACUUGCCGCGCGUGAUGAACGAGCGUUU